CACUGGUCUCUGGCUCAGUUCUGGGAUGACUUUGGAGACCCAAAUGUUUCGGAAUGUAUAUCCUGGCAACCUGUGGCUGCUUCAACCACUGACAGUUUUGUUGCUGCUGGCUUCUGCAGACGGACAAACUGCAGUUCUCUCUAAGGCUGUGGUAAAACUCCAGCCCCCAUGGAUCAACGUGCUCCAGGAGGACUUCGUGACUCUGACAUGCUGGGGGGCUCAAAUCCCUGGGAAUGACUCCACUCGGUGGUUCUACAAUGGGAGUUCUAUCCCCACCCAGGUCCAGCCCAACUUCACGUUUAAGGCCAAGAACAGUGACAGUGGGGAGUACAGGUGCCAGACGGGCCAAAGCAGCCUCAGCGACCCUGUGCACCUGGACGUGCUUUCUGGGUGGCUGCUGCUUCAGACCCCUCACCUGAAGUUCCAGGAGGGGGAAACCAUCCCGUUGAGGUGCCAUAGCUGGAGGGACAAGCCUCUGGUCAAGGUCACAUUCUAUCAAAAUGGAAAAUCCAAGAAGUUUUCCCGUUUGGAUUCUAACUUCUCCAUCCUACGAGCAAACCGCAGCCACAGUGGUGAUUACCACUGCACGGGAAACAUAGGAUACACGCAGCACUCAUCCCAGCCUGUGACCAUCACUGUCCAAGAGUCCAGCUUGAGCAGCUCUUCGCUGACGGUGAUCAUCGUGGCUGUGGUCACUGGGAUUGCUGUUGCAGUGAUUGUUGCUGUCAUAGCAGGCUUGAUCUACUGCAGGCAAAAAUGGAUUUCAGCCAAUCCUACUGAUCCUGACAAGGAUGCCAAAAUUCAGCCACCAGGCUUGACAUUUGUACAUCAAAGGAACAGACAACCUGAAAGAGCCAGUAAUGACUAUAUAACUGAUGAUUGCAGCUACAUGACUCUGAACUACGGUGGACCUACUGAUAAUGAUAAAAACAUCUACCUGACACUUCCUUCCAGAGACUACGUUAACAGUGAUAACUAAGAGUAAUGUUAGGCAAUGUGGUCACACUCUCAGUUUGCUGAGGAAAUAGCCAGAAAAGGGGGGAUUGUCAAAGCAAAGUUAAAAUGGAGACUGGGUCUGAAAAAUUCCUGAGGAAGCAAAACCACUUAGGCCUUAGAAAUAGCCUUAACUUCAUUUAAACUGUAAAUAUAAGUGAAACUUCACCCGGGUCAUAACUAUAAACAUAGGCAAAACUUAACUUGGAUCAUUUUUGGUAAAUGCUUAUGUUAGAAAUAAGACAACCCCAGUCAAUCAUACGCAGCCAACUAACAUAAUCAUGUGACUAAGGACCUUCUAAUAAGAUAGCCUUCUAAAAAACAACUAUGCAACUGCAGACAGAUCAAAUGUCUUUAUUUUGCUUCCACGUUUUGCCAAUAAUUACUUGCCUGUGAUAUUUUGUCAUUGGAACACUAAACCUUUUUCCUGGUAUUCCCCAAUUCAUAAAUUGUUUCUUGCUUAAAUAAACUCU
Molecule: messenger RNA, 1466 nt
Organism: Carlito syrichta (Philippine tarsier)
Lineage: Eukaryota; Metazoa; Chordata; Mammalia; Primates; Tarsiidae
Gene: FCGR2A
Product: Fc fragment of IgG receptor IIa
Exons: 9
Coding region: 26-979 (317 amino acids)
Biological process (GO): cell surface receptor signaling pathway
Molecular function (GO): transmembrane signaling receptor activity
Source: RefSeq, a predicted model, not a curated record